Molecule: messenger RNA, 1359 nt
Organism: Bipolaris zeicola 26-R-13
Lineage: Eukaryota; Fungi; Ascomycota; Dothideomycetes; Pleosporales; Pleosporaceae
Exons: 2
Coding region: 1-1359 (452 amino acids)
Source: RefSeq, a predicted model, not a curated record
AUGGGCCGCACGGAGAAAUCCCAGGGUUUAGCGCCACCCGCGAUUCGCAAAGAUAUCCGAGCCAAACAGGCGCGCCACAUCAUCAACAAAGUGGUGCCUGCGCUUCUGGCAUCGAAUGCGAGAGCAAGACGGGGUGUAGACGGCAGCGAACUGAUCGCUGAUCCGGGCCCCAAUGGAGCAUCAGGACGACCAGGCCCGACCAGCACACGUACAGAAGGCGAUGAAAACGCAAUAUACGUAAAGAGAAAGGGCCAAGGGCGCCGAAAAGCCAAAGGCAGCGAAGGAAAAAGAGACGGAACCAAGACCUUGUCAAAAGGCAAAAACCGCAAACGCAAUGAUUCCCUCGACGAAGGCCUCUUAAACCUCACCAUACACCCCAUUCCCUCAUCUUCCUUCCCAAAAUCCCGCACCAUCCGCAUAAUAACAACCGACACUUUAACAGCCGCGCUCCUCCUUUCCCACUCCCCCUCCAAACCCCCUUCUAAAAAAGCCCCAAACACAUGCAUCCUCAACAUGGCCUCCCCCCUCCGUCCCGGUGGUGGCGUCUCCCUCGGCGCAACAUCGCAAGAAGAAUUCCUCUGCGCCCGCACCACGCUGCUCCCCUCCCUCAAAGAACAAUACUACCGCCUCCCAGAAUACGGCGGCAUCUACACCCCCGAUGUCCUCGUAUUCCGGAACCCCGGUCCCCUGGGCGAUAGCCACGGUGAAUUGCCGCCCACGGAGCGCUGGUACGUCGAUGUUAUUUCGGCGGGUAUGCUUCGGUUUCCGGAACUGGAGGGGGAAGAAGAUGAGGAGAAGAGGCUGGGGAGGAAGGAUCGAGAGGUUGUGGAGAGAAAGAUUAGAGGCGUGUUGAGAAUUGCGGAGUCGAAGGGAGUGAGUAGGUUGGUGCUUGGUGCUUGGGGGUGCGGCGCGUAUGGGAAUCCGGUGAGGGAUGUUGCGGAGGCGUUUCAGAGGGUGCUAGAUGGGGGUGUGGCCGGGGGUAGGAAGAAGAGUAAAGAUGGAGCCAUGGAGACGUGGUCUAGAAUUGGAGAAGUUGUUUUCGCCAUUGCGAAUCGCAAGAUGGCGGUGGAUUUUGCGGAUGCGUUUGGUGCAGGGAUUGAGGUGGAAGAUGGACCUGGGACUGCGGAUGGCGAGGAUGAGGAUGAAGAGGAAGAUGCGGUUGCGGAGGAGCUGCGGAAGAAGAUUCAGGAAAUGGAGAGCCAGAUUAGUUUGGUUUGGAAUGCUGAUCUCAAGGCGAGAAUGACGAUUAUUCUCGAUGGAUUGAAAUCUCAGCUAAGGGAAAGAGAAGGCACUCCUGAGACGAGUAUGGCUGAUGAAGAACAAGAUCAAGAUGAAAGUGAGGAGAGUGAAAAGGAAUAA